CACCUAGCCUCAUCCUCUAUUUCUUACCAGGUGCAGCGGUCAUGGCGAGGGCAGGACACCCCUGGAAAUGGGCAAAGGCUACCCUAAUCGCAACCCUGGUUCUGGGUGUCUCAGAGCCUGUUCUUGCUGGUGAUGUUUCCUCUUGUGACAACCCCUCUGGCACCAAACCCUCUGGGACCAACAGAGACCUCAACGCAGAUUCCGAGUCUGGGGAGAACACUCGUUCAGACAGCAGCUCUCGUAUUGUGAAUGGGUCAGAUUGCAAAAAGGAUGCGCAGCCAUGGCAGGGCGCCCUGCUUUUAGGGCCCAACAAGCUGUACUGUGGAGCUGUGCUGAUCAGGCCACAGUGGCUGCUCACAGCAGCGCACUGCAGAAAGCCAGUGUUCAGAAUCCGUCUGGGCCACCAUUCCAUGUCACCUGUCUACGAGUCUGGACAGCAGAUGUUCCAGGGAGUAAAAUCCAUCCCCCAUCCUGAUUACUCCCACCCUGGCCACUCCAGUGAUCUCAUGCUCAUCAAAAUGAACAGAAAAAUCCAUGCCUCUCACUCAGUGAAGCCCGUCGAAAUUGCUCCUGACUGUCCCGUCGAGGGGACCAGGUGCAUGGUGUCUGGCUGGGGGACAACGAGCAGCAGCCACAAUAACUUCCCGAAAGUCCUCCAAUGCCUGAAUAUUACUGUGCUCAGCAAGGAGAGGUGUGAAAAAUCCUACCCAGGACAGAUAGACAAGACCAUGUUCUGCGCUGGUGAUGAAGAGGGAAGGGACUCCUGCCAGGGUGAUUCUGGAGGACCUGUGAUCUGCAAUGGCAAGCUACAGGGCCUUGUGUCCUGGGGUGAUUUCCCCUGUGCUCAGCCCAACAGACCAGGUGUCUACACCAACCUGUGCGAGUUUGUUAAAUGGAUUACGGACACCAUAAACUCCAACUAAUGGGUCACACCAGGAACCAUGGAGCUAGUGCCACCCAACUGCAAUGAGGAGCACUGUCCCUCUUUGAGAACGCUGAAGAUAAUGUAUCAGUCUCUCCAGACCUUACUCUAUGUCUUUUGGCACCAAGAUCACCAUCCCCCACAGUGGCCUGGCCCUGUUUCUAUAGCCAGACCCUAGGAACACUUCCUGAAAUGACUAGAUUGGGGUGAAACCCAUCACUAGCUAUGGACCCAUCCGUAACCCAGAGUUGAGCCUUUUCUUCAGCCACGACCCAGAUUUAGACCGUGAAAUAAAAACCAUGGGAAGAACC
This is a messenger RNA of Grammomys surdaster, 1233 nucleotides long. RefSeq names its product kallikrein related peptidase 5 (gene Klk5). Gene Ontology annotation, molecular function: serine-type endopeptidase activity. The record is from RefSeq and is a predicted model, not a curated record. Gene Ontology annotation, biological process: extracellular matrix disassembly; amelogenesis; positive regulation of antibacterial peptide production. Bases 42 to 923 code for a protein of 293 amino acids. The transcript has 5 exons. Lineage: Eukaryota; Metazoa; Chordata; Mammalia; Rodentia; Muridae.